This is a messenger RNA of Anneissia japonica, 1760 nucleotides long. RefSeq names its product S-formylglutathione hydrolase-like. Gene Ontology annotation, biological process: formaldehyde catabolic process. Lineage: Eukaryota; Metazoa; Echinodermata; Crinoidea; Comatulida; Comatulidae. The record is from RefSeq and is a predicted model, not a curated record. Gene Ontology annotation, cellular component: cytosol. The transcript has 10 exons. Gene Ontology annotation, molecular function: S-formylglutathione hydrolase activity. The coding region runs from base 49 to 996 and encodes 315 amino acids.
AAUUGUAGGCCUCUGUCCCUUUUCUUGCUACAUCUCGGUCUUCAGUGGAUGCUACGAAUUUGCUUCCCGUUUGCUACAGUCAGGCAGCAAACCAGCUACUUUUCUGAACGUUACUACCAUCGCAUAAUUAGAAGAGUUUUAACGAUGACUAACAUAGAAGAAAAAAGCAAGAACAAGGCCUUCGGUGGUUGGCAGAAGGUUUUCACUCAUGACAGCAAGGAAGUCCAGUGUAAGAUGACCUUUGGCAUCUACUUGCCACCUCAGGCAGAAACAGAGAAAUGUCCAGUUCUCUAUUAUCUCUCUGGUCUCACCUGCACUGAGCAGAACUUUGUUGGGAAAGGUGGCGCUCAAAAGUAUGCAUCUGAACAUGGCAUCAUCGUUGUUGCUCCGGAUACAAGUCCUCGUGGAUGUAAUAUUGAGGGCGAGGAUGAUGCAUAUGAUUUUGGCUCCGGUGCUGGGUUCUACUUAAAUGCAACUGAAGAAAAAUGGAAGACAAAUUAUCGCAUGUACUCUUAUAUCACAGAUGAGCUUCCAGCAGUUGUCAAUGGUAACUUCCCUGUUCAGGCAGAUAAGAUGUCCAUAUUUGGUCAUAGCAUGGGUGGACAUGGUGCUCUCAUUUGCAGUCUCAAAAAUCCAGGAUUAUACAAGUCUGUGUCUGCCUUUGCACCUAUAUGUAACCCCAUCCAGUGCCCCUGGGGUAAGAAAGCUUUCUCGGGCUACCUCGGCUCAAAUGAAGAAACAUGGAAGGAGUACGAUGCUUGUGAGCUUGUGAAGAAAUAUGACGGCCCACCGCUAAACAUCUACAUUGACCAAGGAAAAGCCGACAACUUCUUGACCCAAUCGCAGUUGCUGCCUGACCACUUCAUAACAGCUUGCACCGAAAGCAAAAUGCCGGUACAGCUUAAUAUGAGAGAGGAUUAUGAUCACAGUUACUUCUUCAUCUCAACAUUCAUCGAGGAUCACAUUAAGCAUCACGCAAAGUACUUGAAGGAUUAAAAUCAUCAUCAAUGGUUACAUUUAUAUAUCUGGCUUAUCUAAACAAUAAAUUCAAAUUCAACAUCUCUGCCCUAUUAUAAGAAAUAAUUGGGCAUAUACCUGGAUUUGCAACAUUGAUGGCAGCGCCAAGACAAACAGCCCCGUGGACAGCCAUCUUGACAUCUAAACAAUGAUUACUUUGGAUUGGAUUAUCCAAGCCUAUUUUAUACAACUUAAUUUUAUAUUUGUUAUCUCUUGUCCACAGAUACAUAAAUAUGUGGUAUGUAUCAGCGUUUUGCAAACUUUUACACUGACAACCCAGUUUUGAAAUUCAGACAUGAAUCAUGAAACACUGACCACAUAAUGCUUAAUUCAGAACUAGCCCAAGUGCACCAUUUUGGGACUGGAUUUUAAAAAUUUAGAUUACAGUAAAAUAUGUAAACAAUGCAUCAACAAUGUUGAUUUUAGCCCCAUUUUGGAGAUUUCUGUCAAAGCCCCGCAAUCCACUGGUGGGCCAUAAUCCACAGUUUGCAGAACAAUUGGUGUAUACAGUAUAUGGUAGAUUAAUACAAAAUGCUAGUACAGAAUUUUAAUGUUUUCAAGAAAACAUCUAGCCAUAAAAAAAAGUACAUGGGUUAAAAGUUUUAUACUAAUAUUUUACUGUAUAUUAGUACACAAAAUGCUUCUGAUUUCUCAGAAAUUAUUUUAUUUAAAAACAAAUCUUUUAAAUCUGAUUUGACAGAAUGAGGCAAACAUGAUGUCAUUAAAUGAUAUGUGUAAAGCAA